GCCACUGGAUUUCUGUGUAUUACCUACCCCUCUUUAUUCUUUACCCCCCCUGCUCCUACGACCGGGGUGUUAAUCUGGAGUUGGCCUCGUUGCAAAAUUGGACAUGGUCGGCCAUUGCUCGUGAGAAGCCGUACGGGCCGUAUUUUAGUGAUAAUGGCGUUACAUUAUCAUACCCAAUACUAGUUAUCGGCACUCCUGCUUCUGUUCGGAGGGUUAGGGAAUCGUCCCGGAAACCUGGUUCUCCCCAGACUCACUCCCGACCUAUCAGCCUAUCUUGGUUAAUGGCACUUACGGGUAUGAUACCCGGCAGAGAAAUUAACCAGAAUAUCCGUAGACCAACAUUCCGAACAGGGUGGUCGUUCAGCCAAGAUUACCUCGCUAGCUAAGAGAAUUCACCAAUGAGAGGAACCAAGAGUUAUCUCGUAGGCCGAGAGGGCUGGAAAUGCAAGAGUGAGGGGACCCUGUAUGGGCUCGCUCAAGCUUGGAGGAAGGAACGGACAAUCGUGUAUUUCCCUACCGCCUCGUGUUGGCGCUAGCAUGGAGGAAGGCUGACACAAGGGUAAGUGAUUUCUGUCUUGGGGAGGAUUUUUAAACUUAGCGAGGAGGGAGCGAAGUUGAUGAACGUAUGAUACAUGUCGGCGGUGUUUCUGAUCUACCCUUCGUGAUAGUGUCACAAUUGCUUUCUGAGAGUCUCAAGGAAGUUUCUUCAGUUCACCCCUCUUUGGGGCGCUGAAAGAUACCCUCUGUUCUGCUCGUUAUCGGCUCUUUGCGAGUCUCGAUAUGUUCUUUUUGCGCUCUAGGAAUGUAUGCCGUAACCUAUCAGUUAUAUACGGAAAUUUUACCCCUGAACAACGGAAGGGUUUAGCGAAAGCUAAAUACAAGGGCCCAAUAUGAAGUUAACAUAUUGGACUGCGAAGCAGAUCAGGCCGAGAAGUGAAUCAGCCGAAGUGCGCCGGAAAUUUCAAAAUCUGGAAAAUUCAAUCGACGUCCAACACAUGUGAGCGUUAGAUUUGUAGAACCUCCAUCACAGCCUUGGGAACCUGGUAAUACUCUCGACAAGAGAUUUUUCACCAGGGGGGAAUAGAAGAAGAAAAAAAAGCCUCCACCAAAGGAUAAGUUUCAGAGAAAACCUGAACUUGUAAAAGAAAGUGACCAAAAUCUCAUGAAACCCGCACCCCAUUCCAACGGGUCUGUUUGAGCGUCAAUUCCCCUGAACAUGACUUUGGGUGUAUUUGUUGUUCGAGGCAUUUUGUGCUUCCAUCCCGGCAAUGAUAUCCUCGAUCGUCAGAGCCGGAUAUUUAUUUUUGUAAUAACUGAGAAAAUCUGCUACGCUCACAAGAGGUUCGGUACGGAAUAGCGUUUCGUCAGUGUUAGCAGAAGCUUCGGUAGAAAUCGCAACCUGGUCAUGGCUCGGGAUGCCGUGCUGAGGCCUGUGCAGCCGGGCGGGGGGGGGUCUGGUGGAAGCGUAGGAGAACAAGGAGCUCGGGCACCAAGAGAUGGGCCCAGUGUCCUUUGUGAGACAAAGUUUGGACAUGCCCUGCCAUUCUCAAAGGUGUAGCAGACGCUCAGAUUAUCCUCAUAAACAUCACCGUCAUGUCCGUAGAGGCAGGAAUGUCCAUAAUGACAAUUUCCCACUGCAUCUCCUAAGGGUCUUAUUGUCCAAUGGCACUGGGUUUGCCAAUAUGGAGGCCGAGGACGUGCGCUGGCCCGCUGCCUCGCAAUAAAUUCCUCAACGUGGGGGUCGAGGGAAAGAGACACAGUCAUAUUUCCCGCACAUUCGAUAGCGCGUAGCUCUGGGGGAGCGCCAGCAGGGCCCCCAUCACUUUCACCUCUGAUGUGAGUAAUAGCAGGGUGAAUCGACUCUCUGGAGGGGAGAUGCUCUUGGGGCAAAGGGGCAGGGCUAUCCAACUGGUAACGGGACACAAGUUUCUCUGGAGAAAAUGAGCGAAGAGAUAUGAAGGGGAAGUUUAGGAAAUGUUCCUGAGAGCACAGCAUGUUGGAUCUUCCCCAUUUUGCGCUGAGUUCGGAGUUUUUGAUUUCGGUGAAGAUUCUCUAGUGAGGAUCUGAGCAGAAUCCACGUACGAAAUGAUUCGCUUCUGUCUGGCCCGGUUACAGGGGGUCCGGUGCGUUGC
This is a messenger RNA of Tuber aestivum (summer truffle), 2132 nucleotides long. NCBI's taxonomy places the organism in Eukaryota, Fungi, Ascomycota, Pezizomycetes, Pezizales, Tuberaceae. The record is from the annotation of a GenBank genome assembly.